AUGUUUGCGGCCGCUGCCAUCGCAAGCGCUGGAUCAACGCCCUUCCUCCCAUCGCCCACGGAUGCGACGCCGCCUGCCGGGGUGAGCAACUUGAUGAGACGCUGUCUCUCCUUAGCCAACCUCUUCCUGGACGCCUCGAUACGCCUGGCCUCUCUCACGGUCUCCUCCUCCUCGCGGAGCUCUUCCUUCGACCGGCGAUACUGGACGGCGAGCUGGUUCUUCCGAAUGCAUUCAUACUCGUAG
Messenger RNA from Chondrus crispus (carragheen), 243 nucleotides. RefSeq lists its product as hypothetical. Bases 1 to 243 code for a protein of 80 amino acids. The transcript has a single exon. Lineage: Eukaryota; Rhodophyta; Florideophyceae; Gigartinales; Gigartinaceae. The record is from RefSeq and is a predicted model, not a curated record.